AUGAAACCCUUACUCACUGAACGAAUUUCAGGAACAUCAGGGAAUGAGCAAGUGCGAGAGUUUAUCAUUCAGCACUUUGAACGCUUAGGUUGGCAUAUUGAGCUAGAUAAUUUUACAGAUAUGACACCUUAUGGCUUAAAGAACUUUACCAACAUCAUUGUUACGCAUAACCCUGACAAGCCAACGCGACUUGUAUUAGCAGCUCACUUUGACUCCAUGUACUCUCCUGACUUUAAGUUUAUUGGAGCAACAGAUAGUGCAAUACCAUGUGGACUGCUGAUGGAUACAGCAGAGACAUUAAACGAUAUUUUAUCAGAUACAACCAAACACUUUAGACAAAAAGAUAAGACGGUUCAAAUGAUAUUUUUUGAUGGAGAAGAGGCAUUUAGGCAGUGGAGCGCUACAGAUUCCAUUUAUGGUGCAAGACACCUUGCUGAAACAUGGGAGUCAUCUUAUCUCGUUAAUGGAAACAAAGUCUACAAGAACAGACUAGAUCAAAUCGAAGUACUUGUACUAUUGGAUCUAUUAGGUGUGCCCAAUGUUCAGUUUCCAAAUUAUUACAGAUCAACAAGUUGGCUAUUCUAUAAGCUUAUCAGUCUUGAAAAUAGACUAAAAGCACAAUCUUUACUAAACACAAAAUCAAGGAAAGGAGAGGAAUUAAUUUCAUUCUUUAAUCCAAACUCAAUGCUUACCUUUCGAGGUGAAAGUAUAGGAGAUGAUCAUGUCCCAUUUUUACAGCGCGGCGUAAAUGUAUUACAUUUGAUUCCCUAUCCAUUUCCUUAUGUUUGGCACACUAGAGCUGAUACAGCAGAAUGUAUAGAUCAAUCCGUAGUCGAAAACUAUGCAGCCCUUUUUCGUGCUUUUACUGCAGAAUAUUUGGAAAUAGACCCUUUACCACAUAAUGAAUUAUAA
Molecule: messenger RNA, 912 nt
Organism: Rhizopus microsporus ATCC 52813
Lineage: Eukaryota; Fungi; Mucoromycota; Mucoromycetes; Mucorales; Rhizopodaceae
Product: glutaminyl-peptide cyclotransferase, isoform CRA_b
Exons: 3
Coding region: 1-912 (303 amino acids)
Molecular function (GO): glutaminyl-peptide cyclotransferase activity; zinc ion binding
Source: RefSeq, a predicted model, not a curated record